Molecule: messenger RNA, 582 nt
Organism: Angiostrongylus costaricensis
Lineage: Eukaryota; Metazoa; Nematoda; Chromadorea; Rhabditida; Metastrongylidae
Source: the annotation of a GenBank genome assembly
AUGAGAAGGACAAGAAAAAGGAUAGGAAGUCGCGUCGCGACUCGCGGUCGAAGUCGCGAAGUCGUUCCCAUUCAAGUUCUCGUUCGAGAAGUCGUAGUGCUAGCAGAUCAAGAAGCAGAAGUAGAGGGCGUGAGCGGCGUCGAUCUCGCCGCUCUAGGUCGCGUUCGCGUACCUACUCGCCUAUACCGUCAAGUAGCCGCCGCGUCGUCAACGGCAGAAUCCACGUUUCUGAUCUCACGGCUUCGAUUUCGAAAAGGGAUCUUGAGAAGGCGUUUGAGCAAGAAAUUCGGUAAGGUCGUUGACAUAUGGCUUGCAUCUUACCAUCCGUUCUACGCGUUCAUCACAUACAAAAGGGACGAAGAUGCCGAGGAAGCCAUUCGUAAAAUGAAUGAUUCGUGCGUCUUUAUCUAUUUUAUCAUCAUUGUUUUCAUUCGCACACAUUAUAUAUUCGUCGUCAACGAAUCCGCGUUGCCCAUGCCUUGCCUCGAAGAGAACGUUUUGGUUUCCGGUCAUCCUUCGGUGGGGCAUACGGUGGUGGAGGAUACGGAGGGUCAUACGGAAGGCGGUGAGUUCUUUAACUGA